Peromyscus eremicus (cactus mouse) is the source of this 4332-nucleotide messenger RNA. RefSeq names its product zinc finger AN1-type containing 5 (gene Zfand5). The coding region runs from base 2231 to 2872 and encodes 213 amino acids. The transcript is spliced from 6 exons. The record is from RefSeq and is a predicted model, not a curated record. Gene Ontology annotation, molecular function: DNA binding; zinc ion binding. Lineage: Eukaryota; Metazoa; Chordata; Mammalia; Rodentia; Cricetidae.
CAAGAUCCUUUUCAUGGAGGCAGAUCGAGCGCCUCUCCCUUUGUCUACGGGAACAUUGGUGAACGUUCACAUUUUGCUCGCUUUCCGUGUACUCCAUGGAGCUGUAUUUUGAGGGAGGUGUUAGAAGUUAUAUGUCGAGUGAAGCUAAGAAUAUAUACCCGGAUGUUUAGGAGGAAAUAAUAUAUGGGUCAGAACCUCGUUUCUUGAGCUUGGUAUUCAGAAACCAAGAGAAAAUAUAGUACGAUAAAAAUGAAUUUUCUCAUUUUGAUGAUUUCUUUAAAAGUGAGAUUUCAUAACCUCAAUUGAUGAAACUAUUAUUGACUUUUACCUUUCAAGUUUGUUCUUAAAGUGUCCCGCCCAAAAUGAGGGAUUUGUUUUAGUGGUACCUUUUUUUGUGUGUGCCUAGGACUGGUAUUAAUUAAUCUGGAAAGGGAGCUUUUAAAAAGCUGGCUGAGGUGACCGAGACCCGGAGACUAAGGACUUGCCCAAGGUCAGGCUUAGUGGCACAUUAGAGCCUAGAAUUCGGGUCUAAGCUCCAGGUUAGUGAGUGGUCUUGCCGUUUAUAACCAUGUGCCCCUGAAAUAGCUAUCCCAUAGUUUAAAAGAAAAGCUCAUUCAUUUCAGUUUUUGAAUUGGAAAAUAAGUGUCGUUAGUCCAGCAAGGUUCGUUUUAAGCUAUGAGCUAAGAAAAGCCGUGAACUUUACUUUAAAAAAAACAAAAAACAAAACAACCAUCGCAGCUCUGCCUGGAAGGGCUGGCUUAUGGAUGAAUACUAAGUUUCUAACAACUUUUUUUUUCCAGAAUAGAAGGGAAAUACAGGAUAUGUAAACUAACAAACACCCUAUAUUUUUCAUUAAAUGUAAGCGGUAUUUAUGCUAACGUGCGUUUUCUACUGUGCCUGCUCACACCCCUCUUGCCCCCUUUUCAAUAACCACAUUUUACUUUGCUAUUAAUUCUGCUUGGGUAUUGUGGAUUGAAGGUGAGAUUGUUCUUUGAUCCUGCAUUAGAAAAACCUGGAGGCCUUAAUUGCAUUUUGUUUUGUUAUGUGAGAUAUAUGAGUGCUGCAUCGUUAGUUCUUGGGGUUGUGUAGGAGUUGGCAGGCUCUGAGAUAUAAAUAGAAGCUGAUUUCAGAGGCCCCUGUUGACUAGGCUUUAUGUGAGAGCCUCCAUCCAGCUCAGCUUGUCACAUUGCAGCCUUGUGACAGGCUGAAGCGCCCUCCCAUGUGAUCUAAGCUUUGGAGAAAUAUUAAAGCAAGCUGUGCACAUGUGAUGGCAUUUAAAAUCUGACUUAGUAGGGGAGGGGGAGCCUUAUAGAAGACUGAUGGUUCUUGUUCUUUCUGUGUACUUAGGUUUAAGAAUUUGAGUUGUAUUUUCUGAAGAAGGUGGAAUCCUUGUCUAAGUGGGGAAUUCAUUAGGUGGGAUCUUCUCAUUCAUGUAAGAAAAGUGCUUUCUUAGUAACUAAAAACAGGGUUGAUUUGAUCGGUUGGUCUUAAGAUUCCCUCAGUAUACUUUGAAAGAAUGUCAGGUGUUGCUGGAAGUUAGUUAGCCUAGUAAAUGAAACUAGCAUAGUUCUUAAGUGGGCUGAAAAAGGCCCAGCUUUUUGCAUAGGAUAAAGAAAGGUCAUCACACUGUAUGGAGAAAAUGAAGAUACAUAAUUUGUUAUUUUGUGUGUGUGUGUGUGUGUGUGUGUGUGUGUUACACUCAACAUUUAAAAACCUCAACUGAAAGUAUUUAUUAAACUGCAUAAGUAAUCUUGACAUAUUUACGCUGCCCUGCUCUGAAAUGAGUCAGCUAAAUUCCACUCACUAUUUAAAGAGACAGUGUUCACUAAAUUACUGCUAUUCUAAACUGUGGCUUUUAAUCACUGUAUACAAGUUUGAUUUGCUCGAAUAAAGUUUUCUUGUGCUAACAAAAGCAAAGAUUGCUGUCAUUUAACUGUUCAAGACUGGGUACUCAUGGUCAGGAUUCUGUCCUGGUCACAUUGAUUAGCCCCUUUCUUCAUUUUUGUAAUUUUGGUAAAGAGUUAAUAGGGUGUGUCUUACUGUGUAGUAGCUGAAAAAAAUGAGUGACCACAAUUUCAUUUUAACCAAAUGCACUCAAAUAGUGCUUUUUCCAUAAUUCUUUCAAAAGUAAUUUUUUCUAAUGUGUAUUUUCUCUUACACAGUGGGAAAUAUAAAUUUAACUCACUUUUAUGCGAAUUUAAACAACUUUUGAAAGGCUCAGCAGAAAAAUAUGGCUCAGGAAACUAACCAGACCCCAGGGCCCAUGCUAUGUAGUACAGGCUGUGGCUUUUAUGGGAAUCCUAGGACAAAUGGAAUGUGUUCUGUUUGCUACAAAGAACAUCUUCAGAGACAACAGAAUAGUGGCAGAAUGAGCCCAAUGGGGACAGCUAGUGGUUCCAACAGUCCUACCUCAGAUUCUGCAUCUGUACAGAGAGCAGAUGCUAGUUUAAACAACUGUGAAGGUGCUGCUGGCAGCACAUCUGAAAAAUCAAGAAAUGUGCCUGUGGCUGCCUUGCCUGUAACUCAACAAAUGACAGAAAUGAGCAUUUCAAGAGAGGACAAAAUAACUACCCCGAAAACAGAGGUGUCAGAGCCAGUUGUCACUCAGCCCAGUCCAUCAGUUUCUCAACCCAGUACUUCUCAAAGUGAAGAAAAGGCUCCUGAGUUGCCCAAACCAAAGAAGAACAGAUGUUUUAUGUGUAGAAAGAAAGUUGGCCUUACAGGGUUUGACUGCCGAUGUGGAAAUUUGUUUUGUGGACUUCACCGUUACUCUGACAAGCACAACUGUCCAUAUGAUUACAAAGCAGAAGCUGCAGCAAAAAUCAGAAAAGAGAAUCCAGUUGUUGUGGCUGAAAAAAUCCAGAGAAUAUAAAAUUACUACAUGUGAAGAGACUGAAACUUUGUUUUUAUUUUAAUAUAUCGUAGGAAAACAUUAAAGAGCAGAUGCAUGGCCAUUUUCCUUUGAUGUUCUCCAGAGUUUUGCUUUAUACUUGUCUGUCUUAUAAUUGAUAUUUUAGGAUGUUUGGGUGUUUGUUACAGGCAGAAUUGGAUAGAUACAGCCCUACAAAUGUAUAUGCCCUCCCCUCAGUAAAAUUGGACAAAAUCUGCACAACAAAUUGAAAUACACAGAUAAUAGGAACAAAAUUUAGUUCCAUGUGCCAAAUUAAAUGAAUGAAAUCUCUGCAUGUUUGCAGCAUAUCUGCCUUUUGGGAAUGUAAUCAAGGUAUAAUCUUUGGCUAGUGUUAUGUGCCUGUACUUUAAAAAAAAAAUGGUACACCAGAAAAGGACUGGCAGUCUACUACCAUAGUCAAACUUCACCUUAAUUUCGACAUGACUUUUGGAAGCAGGAAGAAAGCUACAAAACCAGUAUUUUGGUGCCAUGUAUAAGCCUGGUUAAAUUGGUCUUCUAAAAGCUGUCAAUUAGGACAUUCUGCGAAAGGUAACGUCAACAACUGGUUAUAAGUAAAACCAUCAAGUCAACAACAGGGUGCCUGAGAUAAUCUUUGAAGCUCUUUGUGCUGGCCUGCACCAGAAGAUAAAUCUGCAUUCUCAUUACUAAAAUUGUAGCACAGAACUGCACUAGGAUUUGUUUACAAGAAGAAAUUAAACUCUACGUUUGGUUUUCACAUACAGCAGCUCUGUUAAAUAACAUGCAUCUGAAUUUUAAGUUGCAAAGGUAUCUGAACAGUUAAUUUUUCAUGUGCAUCUUUUGUUGAAUGUUUUGGUUCAAGAAAGAAUGUUUAAAGCUUUUUAAAGACUUCAGUUCUUAAUGUAACUGUACCCUUCUGCAUGGAAAAUCAUAACCAACAUGGCUGCAGUAGACUUCUUUAGUGGUAUCCAGCACCACUUGCAGAGGGCUGCUUUAUCAUAUUGUAUUUGGGUGUAGGACUCUAGUGUUCUUGGGUGUAUUGCAUGGGCUGCAUUAUCUACAGCAUUGUACAAUAACAACUAGAAAAGGCAGUAUACUUCACUGAUGCUUGUCUGGUAAUAUCACUUCUGUGUUAUAAUGGAAGGUUUUUUUGUGAUGUAUGAAACUUGUGUUUUUUAUAUAUAAAUGAGUAUAGUUAGAUUAGUGUUGUGGUAAUGCCUGUUUUCAUCUGUAAAUAGUUAAGUAUGUACACAAGGCACUACUUCUGAUUUAUUGCAGUGUUCAGUCCUAGUUUUUCUUUAUUAAAACAUUCAGUUUUGCUUCAAUUUUAUGUACUUCAGUUCUGAGUUAGAUUUGCAGAUGUGUACAGAUAGUUCAUAUUUAUGUAUUGCACAUAAUCAUGCUAUUCAGCAUUGAUGCUAUAUUGUAUUAUGUAAAUAAUAAAAGCAGUGUACAGAGGGAAA